Messenger RNA from Doryrhamphus excisus (bluestripe pipefish), 2101 nucleotides. RefSeq names its product polymerase (DNA directed), eta (gene polh). Gene Ontology annotation, molecular function: damaged DNA binding; DNA-directed DNA polymerase activity. Gene Ontology annotation, biological process: error-prone translesion synthesis; response to radiation. Gene Ontology annotation, cellular component: site of double-strand break; nucleus; replication fork. Lineage: Eukaryota; Metazoa; Chordata; Actinopteri; Syngnathiformes; Syngnathidae. The record is from RefSeq and is a predicted model, not a curated record.
UAAUUGCGGGAAAACAAGCCCCCUUUCCCAUACAGUGUUGUUGCGGGACGGAAGUAUGACAAUAAUGUGACGGCAGUGCUUUGUUUUUUUUCUUUAUUGGUAACGAAUACUGUGAUAAACCGCGACGAAAGGUGCUUUUAGCAAUGGAGUACGGAAAGGAGCGGGUGGUGGCGUUAGUGGACAUGGACUGUUUCUACGUGCAAGUGGAGCAGAGAUUGAAUGCAGCCCUGAAGAAUACUCCCUGUGUGGUGGCUCAGUACAAGACCUGGAAAGGAGGAGGCAUCAUAGCCGUGAGCUACGAGGCCAGGGCCCACGGGGUCACCAGGAACAUGUGGGUGGAUGACGCCAAGAAGCUGUGCCCGGAUCUCCAGGUGGCCAGGGUGCGCGAGUCUCACGGCAAGGCGGACCUGACCCACUACAGGGAGGCUAGCGUGGAGGUGAUCCGGGUCAUGUCUGGCUUUGCCGUGAUUGAGCGGGCCAGUAUCGACGAGGCCUACAUGGACUUGACUGCGGCGGUCCAGCAGCGGAUUAAGGAGAUGGCAGACAAGCAAAUAGAGGCUGAUCUUCUGAGGACCACUUACAUCGAGGGUUACCCCCCCAGUUUACCUCCAGGACAGGAAGCGGCUGUUUUGGAUAAAGAGCAGCAGAGAUCCACGGGUGUCCAUCAGUGGUUGGCGUCCUUGCCCGAGCACGGCUCUGCAGAGCUCCAGCUGACCGUGGGGGCCCUCAUCGUGGAGGAAAUGAGAGCUGCUGUGGAGCGAGACACGAGCUUCCGCUGCUCGGCUGGCAUCUCCCACAACAAAGUGCUAGCUAAGCUAGCGUGCGGCUUGAACAAACCCAACCGCCAGACGAUACUGCCGCUGGCUUCGGUGCCAGAGCUUUUCCGCACCCUGCCCAUCGGCAAGAUACGCAACCUGGGGGGGAAGCUGGGGGCGUCCAUUACGGAAACGCUGCAAGCAGAGAUGAUGGGGGAUCUGACCCGCUUCUCUCAGGCCCAACUGGGGCAGCACUUUGGAGAGAAAACGGGCCAGUGGCUGUACGAUCUUUGUCGGGGGGUGGAGUUUGAGGCGGUGAAACCGAGGCAGCUCCCCAAGUCCAUUGGCUGCAGCAAGAACUUCCCUGGGAAAACAUCGCUAGCCACCAAAGAGCAGGUCCGGCAUUGGCUCCAUCAGCUGGCCCUGGAGCUGGAGGAGCGGCUCACCAAGGACAGAGAAGCGAACGGCAGAGUAGCCAAGUUGCUCACGGUGGGGGUCCGUCAGCUGGGCGACAAGAGACCCAGCUCCUUCUCCCGUUGCUGCGCUUUGGUUCGCUACGACGCCGCCAAGAUCUCCGGCGACAGCUUCGCCAUCAUCAAGAGCCUCAACACGGCAGGAAACCAGCAGGCCGCGUGGACACCCCCCCUCACCCUGCUGCAUCUCUCCGCCAGCAAGUUCAGUGACGCCCCUUCAGCAGCAGGGGGCGGUAUCACCGGCUUCCUCAGCUCCGAGGUCUCAUCCACUCAAAAGCCUUCCUGCAGCGUCCAGACCUCCACUCAAUCCACUCAGUCCACUCAAUCCACACACAAACAGCCCAGCACUAUCCAGUCUUUCUUCCUGAAGAAGACCAGACGGGAGAAGGAAGGAGAGGGAGAGACUCCAUCGACGGCCCCGUCCUCGUCCGCUCGCACGGCGUCUUCUCAUCCUCGCUCUGACAUUGCCUCUUUCUUCCACAAGAAACACACGGAGAGAUGCUUGCAGGGGUCCAACACUGAUGCCCAGCCAGAGGUUCCACAGCAGUCCUCGUGUGAUGUUCCAGCAGAGGACAGCAGCAAGGACCUGCUGAAAUGUCAACUAUGCGGUCAGGAGGUGCCUGUGUGGGACAUGCCCGAACACGACGACUAUCACUUUGCCUUGGACUUGCACAACUCCUUCUCUUCUCCUUCAUCCUCUCCAGCACAGUCCUCCCGGGGGAAAACACAACCCAGAGGCUCGGCAGGACCUCUUCCCAAAAGACAGCGCUCGCACGGUUCUACUGCUGGAACCCUGGAUGCUUUUUUCCAAAGAAACUGACUGUUUCAUGUACGAGUGCCCUUUUAAAAUGCCAAUAAAAAGUACUUCCUUUG